Zonotrichia leucophrys gambelii is the source of this 1074-nucleotide messenger RNA. It is a transcript of the gene IAH1, whose product is annotated as isoamyl acetate hydrolyzing esterase 1 (putative). The record is from RefSeq and is a predicted model, not a curated record. NCBI's taxonomy places the organism in Eukaryota, Metazoa, Chordata, Aves, Passeriformes, Passerellidae. The transcript is spliced from 6 exons. The coding region runs from base 169 to 900 and encodes 243 amino acids. Gene Ontology annotation, molecular function: hydrolase activity, acting on ester bonds.
GGGCGUGCCCUCCUGGCGCCGCUGAGCCUUUUAAAGGGGCCGUAAAAGAUUGAGUGGGGCUGGAACCUGAGCCCGGUUUGUAACCGGGGCCUUCCACCGGUCCGCCCCGUUUCCCGCUGCAGAGGAAGCGGCGAGGCCGCCGCUCCCGGCGGAUGUCCGGCCGCGGCCAUGGCGCUGGCAGAAGCGGGAGCCCGCGGGCGGCUCCUGCGCUGGCCCCGCGUCCUGCUCUUCGGAGACUCCAUCACUGAGUACUCCUUCCAGGAACAUGGCUGGGGGGCAUACCUUGCUGAGAGACUGGUCAGAAAAUGUGAUGUUGUGAACCGUGGGAUGUCGGGGUACAACACCAGAUGGGCUAAGUUGAUUCUUCCAAGAUUGAUCACUGAAAGUACUGGUGCUGACAGUAUUGCUGCAGUUACUAUUUUCUUUGGAGCUAAUGACAGUGCUUUGAAAGAGCUGAACCCCAAGCAGCACGUUCCUCUGGAGGAGUACGCCGCCAACCUGAAGGCCAUGGUGCAGUACCUGAAGUCAGUAGACAUCACUGCAGACAAGAUCAUUUUGAUAACACCCCCACCUCUUCAGGAAUCAGCUUGGGAAAAGGCAUGUCUUGCCAAAGGUGACAAACUGAACCGCUGCAAUGCCACCACGGGGCAGUACGCCCAGGCCUGCGUCCAGGUGGCCAAGGAGUGCGGCACGGACGUGCUCGACCUCUGGAGCCUCAUGCAGAAGAACCAGGAUUUCUCCUCCUAUUUGUCUGAUGGCCUUCAUUUAUCAGCGAAAGGCAACAGCUUUGUAGCAGCUCAGCUUUGGUCACGCCUGGAAAACAAACUGUCUGCCCUUCCUUCUCUGCUUCCUUACUGGCGUGACGUGGACCACACGAACCCCGAGGCCAGUCUGCUGUGACAGCCCUGCAGGGGGAGGCGGGGCAGCCACUCCAGGCGGAGCCGGCCCAUUGUGCUGCAGACUGUGUUGUGUCCUCAGGGAACGCGGCACGGGGAGGCCCCAGCAACGCUCUGCUCUGUCCCCUGCUCUUGGGCUGUGGGAGAAUAAAGGUGAGACCACUUGGGUGUGUCCUGA